This is a messenger RNA of Selaginella moellendorffii, 1508 nucleotides long. Its product is annotated as probable solanesyl-diphosphate synthase 3, chloroplastic. Gene Ontology annotation, biological process: plastoquinone biosynthetic process; isoprenoid biosynthetic process. Gene Ontology annotation, molecular function: prenyltransferase activity. Gene Ontology annotation, cellular component: chloroplast. The coding region runs from base 15 to 1427 and encodes 470 amino acids. The transcript has 7 exons. The record is from RefSeq and is a predicted model, not a curated record. Lineage: Eukaryota; Viridiplantae; Streptophyta; Lycopodiopsida; Selaginellales; Selaginellaceae.
AAGGUUUCGGCCAUAUGGCCCAUGUGUUCCUCGCGAGGAUAAAGCCCUUAAAUAUUUUCUGUGAGGUGGAGCAAUGGCGCCAUAUUGCGCUUUCUAGGGAGGAAAUCCGGCGAAUUCGCGAGCUCCGAGCAACGCAAUCCGGCAGAUUGUGUCAUUCCAUCCAUUCCAGGUGUGGCGCAAUGACGAGCACGGCAUUCUGUGCCAGAGGAUCCGAUGCCGGCCUAGGUUAUCAGCAGCGCAGGGCAAUCGACCAUAGGAGAAGUGCCAAAUGCUGGAGCAGGAGAAGAGUAGUCGCCGAAGGAGCCACGAUUUCUUUCACGGCUGAUAGCGGGAGUCCCACGAGCUUGAGCGUGAACACCUCCUCUCCAAUACCAGCUGGAGAUGCUACCAAUUCCAGAUUUCUCAAUGGCGUGGCUUCUUACGUCCAGCGACGCGAGCGACGCGAGAAGCUCAGCUUGAAUGAGAUUAUCGAGCCCGUGAGCAGUGAUCUUGAUGCGCUCAACCAAAACUUACAAUCUAUCGUUGGUGUGCAGAAUCCUCUUUUGAUGUCAGCCGCGGAGCAGAUCUUCGGUGCCGGUGGAAAGAGAAUGCGUCCAGCGAUCGUGUUCUUGGUGUCGAGAGCAACUAUGCAGCUUGCUCGUCUCAACACGAUCCAUCUACAGCACCGAAGACUAGCGGAAAUUACAGAAAUGAUACACACAGCUAGCCUCAUUCACGACGAUGUCCUGGACGAGAGCGACGUCCGACGAGGGAAAGAAACCGUCCAUCAACUAUACGGAACUAGAAUUGCAGUGUUAGCUGGCGAUUUUAUGUUCGCGCAGUCGUCUUGGUACUUGGCAAAUCUGGACAACCUCGAAGUUAUCAAGUUGAUUAGUCAGGUGAUCAAAGACUUCGCUAGCGGAGAGAUCCAACAAGCGUCGAGUCUGUUCGACUCCGACAUCACGCUAGACAACUACUUGGACAAGAGCUACUACAAAACGGCCUCUCUCAUCGCAGCCAGCACUCGCUCGGCCGCCAUCUUCAGCGGUGCCGACCCGAGCGUCUGUGACAAGAUGUUCGACUAUGGGAAGUACCUGGGCUUGGCGUUCCAGAUCGUGGACGACAUCCUCGACUUCACGCAGUCGACGGCACAGCUCGGGAAGCCCGCCGGAAGCGAUCUAGCGAAGGGGAACUUGACAGCCCCGGCACUGUUUGCCCUGGACAAGGAGCCGGAGCUGAGGAAGCUGAUCGACUCCGAGUUCACGGACGAGGGAUCGCUGGAGUCCGCAGUCCAGCUGGUGAAGAGAGGCGGAGGGAUCGACAGGGCGAUGGAGCUGGCCAAGCAAAAGGCCGAGCUCGCGAUCCAGGCUCUCGAGUGCCUGCCAGUGGGAGCGGCCAGGAGCUCGCUGGAAAAGAUGGUGGAGUAUGUUCUUGAGAGGGUGUUUUGAUCGUCCGGGGAUACUGUAAGAAUUAUUUCCAUUCAUUAUCGAUGAGCUCUCGAGGAAAUCAAAGAUUGUUUGUGCUCAAAA